Molecule: messenger RNA, 3419 nt
Organism: Chelonoidis abingdonii (Abingdon island giant tortoise)
Lineage: Eukaryota; Metazoa; Chordata; Testudines; Testudinidae
Gene: GNE
Product: glucosamine (UDP-N-acetyl)-2-epimerase/N-acetylmannosamine kinase
Biological process (GO): UDP-N-acetylglucosamine metabolic process
Molecular function (GO): UDP-N-acetylglucosamine 2-epimerase activity; hydrolase activity, hydrolyzing O-glycosyl compounds; N-acylmannosamine kinase activity
Source: RefSeq, a predicted model, not a curated record
UCAAGCAGCUUGUGGUAGAUCUUUCCUUUCAUGACUUCUGGCGUUAUGUCUUUAUUUUUCUCUUCUGUGUCAACACUUCUGCACCAACCUGUGAGCGGGCACCUUUCUCAGCCCUGUUCUACAGACAUUCACUGAAGAUUUCCUGCCUCAGGACUGCUCAGCCUUUACAUCUCCCCAGAGGCCACUCCUGCCUCCUUUAUAUCCAGAUUGGGGAACUGUAUUUCAAGAAUCUUUCCAAACAGAAACAAAUCAUGGAGAAGAAUGGGAACAAACGAAAACUUCGGAUUUGCGUUGCUACUUGCAACCGAGCUGAUUAUUCAAAAUUAGCUCCUAUUAUGUUUGGCAUUAAGGCGGAACCACAGUUCUUUGAACUUGAUGUAGUGGUGCUUGGCUCCCAUCUGAUUGAUGACUAUGGUAACACCUACCGUAUGAUUGAACAAGACGACUUUGACAUUCACACGAGGUUGCACACCAUAGUGAGAGGCGAGGACGAGGCAGCCAUGGUGGAGUCGGUAGGCCUUGCAUUAGUAAAGCUACCAGAUGUCCUCAGCCGUCUGAAACCUGACAUAGUGAUUGUUCAUGGGGACAGAUUUGAUGCUCUGGCACUGGCCACAUCUGCAGCCUUGAUGAAUAUUCGGAUUCUUCAUAUUGAAGGCGGGGAAGUCAGUGGGACCAUAGAUGACUCAAUCAGACAUGCCAUAACCAAACUGGCUCAUUUCCAUGUGUGUUGCACAAGAAGUGCAGAGCAGCAUUUGAUAUCCAUGUGUGAAGACCAUGAUCGCAUCCUCUUGGCUGGCUGUCCCUCAUAUGACAAGCUUCUCUCCUCCAAAAACAAAGACUACAUGAGUAUUAUACGUAUGUGGAUAGGUGAAGAUGUAAAACCAAGAGAUUAUAUAGUUGCUCUGCAGCACCCUGUGACCACGGAUAUUAAACAUUCCAUAAAGAUGUUUGAACUAACGUUGGAUGCACUCAUCUCCUUUAACAAAAGGACACUAGUUCUGUUCCCAAACAUUGAUGCAGGAAGCAAAGAGAUGGUUCGGGUGAUGAGGAAGAAGGGCAUUGAGCAUCAUCCCGAUUUUCGAGCAGUAAAGCAUGUUCCGUUUGAGCAGUUCAUCCAGUUAGUGGCACAUGCUGGCUGUGUGAUUGGUAACAGCAGCUGUGGUGUUCGAGAGGUGGGAGCGUUUGGAACCCCUGUCAUCAACCUGGGAACACGUCAAAUAGGAAGAGAAACAGGCGAAAAUGUUCUUCAUGUUCGUGAUGCUGACACGCAAGACAAAAUACUACAAGCUUUGCAUCUUCAAUUUGGAAAACAGUAUCCUUGCUCAAAAAUAUACGGGGAUGGUAAUGCUGUCCCAAGAAUUCUGAAGUUCCUCAAAUCUAUUGACCUCAAAGAGCCACUGCAGAAGAAGUUCUGCUUCCCUCCUGUAAAGGAGAACAUCUCACAAGAUAUUGACCAUAUCCUAGAAACCCAGAGUGCCUUGGCUGUGGAUCUAGGUGGAACAAAUCUCCGAGUAGCGAUAGUCAGUAUGAAGGGUGAAAUAGUGAAGAAAUAUACCCAGCUCAACCCUAAAACCUAUGAAGACAGAAUAGGAUUGAUUCUCAAGAUGUGUAUGGAGGCUGCAUCAGAAGCUGUAAAUCUGAACUGCAGAAUUUUGGGAGUGGGUAUUUCUACAGGUGGACGGGUGAAUCCCCGAGAAGGAAUCGUGCUUCAUUCCACAAAGCUCAUUCAGGAGUGGAGUUCUGUUGAUCUGAGGACCCCGAUAUCUGACGCUCUGCACUUGCCAGUCUGGGUGGACAAUGAUGGCAACUGUGCUGCUCUGGCAGAGAGGAAAUUUGGGCAUGGAAAAGGAGUGGAAAGUUUUGUAACACUAAUCACUGGUACAGGAAUUGGAGGUGGAAUCAUUCAUCAACAUGAAUUGAUCCAUGGAAGUUCCUUUUGUGCUGCUGAACUCGGACACAUUGUGGUGUCUCUAGAAGGACCAGAGUGCCUGUGUGGUAGCCAUGGAUGUAUAGAAGCAUAUGCCUCUGGAAUAGCCUUGCAGAGAGAAGCUAAAAAACUGCAUGAUGAGGAUCUGUUGUUAGUGGGCGGAAUGUCAGUGAAGACAGAAGAGACCAUUAGUGCUGUGCAUCUCAUUCAGGCAGCUAAACUCGGGAAUGCAAAGGCUGACAGCAUUCUCAGAACAGCUGGGACAGCUCUAGGCCUUGGAGUAGUGAAUAUCCUGCACACCAUGAACCCCUCUCUCGUGAUCCUUUCUGGAGUUUUAGCAGGCCAUUACGUUAACGUCGUCAAAGAUGUGAUCCGUCGGCAGGCUUUGUUCUCUGCUGAGACAGUGGAUGUAGUUGUCUCAAAUCUGGCGGACCCUGCUCUGCUUGGAGCUGCUAGCCUGGUGCUAGAUUACAGUACACGCCGAAUAUACUAGGUACUUGGGGAAGUUACGGAAAUGGACAGUCUAGCUGUAUAACUGGUUGAGGGGUGGGAGGAGGGGAGAAAUACUGUGCCCAAAGUAUUUCUUGCUGACCAUCAGCUUUAUCUUCUGUAGUAAAACAGACUAGUGUUUUAGGGAGUUAGUUCCUGCUUCAGUAUUUCCUUAUUGUAGUAAUACCUCUUUGUAUUUUUUUCUACCUUUUAGCCAAGUUCGGAAGAAAUAAUGUGCAUUUCCAUUUUUUGGUCAUCUCUGAAGCUUGGGAGCUCAAGUGUUGCUUAAGCGAUGCUAGACUUAUCCAUAAGCACAUUCCAGUGUUCUCCUGGGAUAUAUUUGGUGAGGUGUGCCAAGUUCUAGACAACACUUGGGAACCUUGGUUCUGUCUCGUAACUAUGUGAAACUAGAAAAGCCUGCAGACAAGCACUGGUUUGGUCUGACUCAGCUUUGAAUUUCCUCGCCCUCACGCACAAGUGGAUGUGCUGCAAUCCUAACCCAUAGGGUGUUAGGGUGACCGGAUGUCCCGAUUUUAUAGGGACAGUCCUGAUUUUUGGGUCUUUUUCUUAUAUAGGCUUCUAUUACCCCCCACCCCGUCCCGAUUUUUCAUAUUUGCUGUCCGGUCACCCUAUAGGGCGUCAUCCUGCUGGGUGGAAACAACACAGAGGUUGCCUCUCAGGAGACAACUGUGACAGCUAGAGCUCCUUUCAAAGAAGGAUUCUUUUUGUUGUUAUUUAUUUGUAUAGUUGGUGCCGAGGGCUCGCAGUCAGGGAUCGGGGCCCUGUUUGUGCAAAAGGAAAGACUAUCCCAGUCCAUAUAAGCUUACAUAAUGCAACAGGUGGCCAGACAGACAGGGGAGUGUGGGAGCAAGGUAGCACAGUGUCAUCUGUGCCUCCUCAGCGAUGGCUUUUGGCAGUGACCAGCAGUGAGUUACACCUCCACCCCAAUAUAUCACGAAUUUGGAUAUAACGCAGUAAAGCUGCGCUCUGGAGGGGGAGGGGG